CCACCCCACCGAGGGAGCCUGGACCUUGCCCUCCCUCACUUCCAAACAGAGUUUGAACCUGGGUCUGAAGGCUGUGCGGGAGCUGCAGCGCGGUGACAGUGGACAGAACCCCGUGUCCUCUUGGUGCCGCGCACGCCCCAAUCAUGGAGGUCCCCAAGAAGCUGGUGUGCUCGGUGGCCAGCUGUGCUGAGGAUGCACUGGCAGGGCUGGUGGCAUGCAACCCCGGGCUGCAGCUGCUGCGGGGACACCGAGUGGCCCUACGUUCUGACCUGGCUGCCCUGCGGGGACGUGUGGCACUGCUCUCCGGGGGGGGCUCCGGACACGAGCCCGCUCAUGCAGGCUACAUUGGGAAAGGCAUGCUGAGUGGCGUGGUAGCCGGUGCCAUCUUCACCUCUCCCGCUGUGGGCAGCAUCCUGGCAGCCAUCCGGGCGGUGACAGCGGCUGGUGCAGUGGGGACGCUGCUGAUCGUGAAGAACUAUACCGGGGACCGCUUGAACUUUGGGCUGGCACUGGAGCGGGCACGGGCAGAGGGCACCGAUGUACGGAUGGUGGUGGUGGGCGAUGACUGUGCCUUCACCAGCCAGAAGAAAGCUGGGCGCCGCGGGUUGUGUGGCACUGUCCUCGUGCACAAGGUGGCUGGAGCCAUGGCUGAGGCGGGGGCAAGCUUGGAUGAGAUCGUCACAAGGGUGUCAGCACUCACCAAAGGCAUGGGCACUCUGGGGCUCAGCCUGUCACCAUGCAGCGUGCCUGGCUCCAAGCCUACCUUCCAGCUGGCUAAUGAUGAGAUGGAGCUGGGGCUGGGGAUCCACGGCGAGGCUGGCGUGCGCAGAAUGAAAGUGAUGCCUGUGGAUGAGGCGGUGGAGACAAUGCUGGCGCACAUGACCGACCCCUCCAAUGCCUCUCACCUGCCCCUGAGCCCUGGAGCCUCUGUGGUGCUGGUGGUGAACAACCUGGGUGGUCUGUCCUGCCUGGAGCUGAGCAUUGUGGCUGGUGUGGCUGUGAGCAGUCUGGAGAAGCGUGGCGUCUGUAUUGCUCGGGCACUGGUGGGCUCCUUCAUGACAGCACUGGAGAUGGCCGGGAUCUCCCUCACCCUUCUGCUGGUGGACAAGGAGCUGCUGAAGCUGAUUGAUGCUGAGACCACUGCCGUGGCAUGGCCUAACGUGGUCACAGGACCUGCCAUGAGCCAGAGACCAGAGGUGGAAGCACCAAAGGAGGGAAUGGAGACAGCAAAGCAAGUGCCCAGUACAGGGCCCGGCAUGGAGCGAGCACAGAAGGUGCUGGCACGAGUGUGCAGCACCCUGCUGGGCCUGCAGGACAAGCUCAAUGAGCUGGACCGUGCAGCAGGUGAUGGGGACUGCGGCCACACGCACGCCCGAGCUGCCCGAGCCAUCCAGGAAUGGAUGCGUGCCCAGCCCCUGCCUUCAUCUCCAGCCCAUCUCUUCUCCGCUCUGGCCGACCUCCUGCUGGACAAGAUGGGUGGCUCCUCUGGUGUGCUAUAUGGACUGUUCCUGACAGCAGCAGCCCACCCCCUGCACAACCGCAGCGACCUGCCAGUGUGGGCCGAUGCUGUGGAUGCUGGCAUCGAAGCCAUGCAGCGGUACGGAGGAGCGGCCCCAGGCGACAGGACAAUGCUGGAUGCACUGUGUGCUGCAGCACAGGCACUGCGUGCCCUACGCAGCCCCAGAGCUGACCUGCUUACGGUGCUGGCCUCUGCUGUGGAGAGGGCAGAGGCAGCAGCAGAGUCUACUCGGCACAUGGAGGCUGGUGCAGGCAGAGCCAGCUACAUCAGCUCAGCCCAGCUGCUGCAGCCUGAUCCUGGGGCUGUGGCGGCAGCAGCUGUCCUGCGAGCUGUGCUGGAGGGAUUGCAGGGCUGAGCUAUAUCCCCCUGCAGGUCCCCAGGGCCACGGUGGUGAUGGGAGAGGUGUUGGCACACCCUGCAUGCCCCUAAUAAACCUUUGCAGUCCCA
Lagopus leucura (white-tailed ptarmigan) is the source of this 1966-nucleotide messenger RNA. RefSeq names its product triokinase and FMN cyclase (gene TKFC). Gene Ontology annotation, biological process: glycerol catabolic process. NCBI's taxonomy places the organism in Eukaryota, Metazoa, Chordata, Aves, Galliformes, Phasianidae. Gene Ontology annotation, cellular component: cytosol. Gene Ontology annotation, molecular function: glycerone kinase activity; ATP binding. The record is from RefSeq and is a predicted model, not a curated record. The transcript is spliced from 17 exons. The coding region runs from base 144 to 1874 and encodes 576 amino acids.